AGCGGCCUCGAGUGCAGAAGACUUCUGGCCCGUCAAUUCCACGCACCUCCGCUGGUCGCCUUGAGUGGAUGAACCCCCCUCCUACGUUCUCCAGGGGCCGCUACACCGUUCCUCGUCCAGUUGAACGGGGUGUGAGUGCGGAAGACUUCCCUUUCGAGGGCGCGCGUGGAGAUGGCACGCGGGUAUGGAAGGAGUCGAGGCAGGAGGUGAGGAAGAGCGUGGCCAUGGACGGGCGGCGGCCGAACGUUGCCACGUUGUCCGACACUUAUCCCAGCCACCGGCCUGCAAUCUGCACCGGUGUAAACAGAAGGGCGGCAGGUCCGUCGACGUACGAAGGACUCCCGCCUCACAUGCAGCCUCUGCCCCAUUCGAACGAGGGGGAGGCGGACGUGGACGUGUCCAACACACUUCCGCUCGGUAGCGGGUCGACCCAGGAAUGGACGGGUAGCCAGUCGUUUGAUGGGCGCGGAGCGAAGUACAGGCAGUCGUUCACUUCCCUCCUCCAUGAAGGUGCCCAGGAAGGGGAACGCCUCCCCCCUGUGGAUCUCACAUUUGGCCUGCGGAGCGGGAGCCCAUCUUCUGCCACGCGCACUGUGCUCGUGAACCCUCAUCCCGACGACGACGAGGGGCAGGUGACAUUGGUCGGCAGGGGCACGAGGGGUGGUUCAAUGCGUCAGGAGACGUCCGAGAAGACGAGGGAGCGGCCUCGAGUGCAGAAGACUUCUGGCCCGUCAAUUCCACGCACCUCCGCUGGUCGCCCUGAGUGGAUGAACCCCCCUCCUGCGUUCUCCAGGGGCCGCUACACCGUUCCUCGUCCAGUUGAACGGGGUGUGAGUGCGGAAGACUUCCCUUUCGAGGGCGAGCGUGGAGAUGGCACGCGGGUAUGGAAGGAGUCGAGGCAGGAGUUGCGGUGGCAGCAAGAAGAGUCCAUAACGCAAGGGGUGGCAGGGGCGGCAGAGGAAGGGCUUCGACGAAUGCUGGGCGGAGGCGGAAGAGGCCGUCGGCGACCUCUACUGAUGCGGAAGGGCGAAGCGGGAUCAGGACGCCCAACUGCAAGCGGCGGGGCACGCAUUCGCACGGAUGUAGUCGAGGGAUUGGACGUCCGGGAGAGGUUGUUGAAGGUCGGUGUUGACAGGCUGGCAGACAAAUGCGGGAAGAAAUGGGAUAAUCUCAUGCAACAGUUCAAAAAGAUCCACACUUUCAUGGGCAUGUCGGGGAAGGAGUACUUCUUCCAGUUGACGAGUCAGCAGAGGGCAGAGAAAGGAUUUAGCUUCAACAUGGAUCGGCCCAUCUACGAGGAGAUCAAAGGAGCGAAGGAGAGGAGCCACACUAUCAGCCCGAGCAGUGUUGCAGACACCGGUGGCGCAGGAAGUGUGCAACUCCCAUCUGCUCACUCAGCGACUCCGGAGUCUGUGGGUGACGGGGAUGUCGCUGGAGAUGGCAACGACGAAGACCACAGCUCAGCGCGUGGGGCCUCACGGACGACUGGAAGUCCGGCCAGUUUCGGGAAGAGGAAAAACGUGUGGCAGCAGACAUUCGAGGCCUUAAGCGAGUGCAUGGAGAAGCAUGGGGCGUUGAUGGCGUCGACGAUGGAGAGCGCGAGCAUUAGGCAGUGCGAGGCGAUGGAGAGCACGAGCAAGAGGAAAUGCUCCAUUCAAAUUCGGCGGUGUGAGGCUAUCGAAGCGGAGGUGGAGGUCCAGAAGCAACAUUGUGUUGCGUCCAAUGAAGUUAGCAAGUUUAUGUGUCAGGCGCUGAUGGAAAUAGCGAAGGCUAUACGAGAGCGAUAGAGGGGAACGUCAGCCACAGGGCAUUUUUCGGCUAUGGAUGUCACUUUGUUGCCACGCACGUGUCGUGUACUUAAGUC
Molecule: messenger RNA, 1864 nt
Organism: Chara braunii
Lineage: Eukaryota; Viridiplantae; Streptophyta; Charophyceae; Charales; Characeae
Source: the annotation of a GenBank genome assembly